UCACAUGACAUGUCUCUUACAGUAAAACCCAAUAUGGCAGAGAUGGUCGGUCUUGCACGGUAACUAAAGCAACAACACUUUCUACAGAACAUUUGAAAACGGGUCGAUUUUCCGCGACCGACCGCAGACAUGAGAGAAAGACAGAAGAAGAAAAAGGGGAGGACGUGGGCAGAGGCCGCCAAAACGGUGUUGGAAAAGUACCCCAACACACCGAUGAGUCAUAAAGAGAUCCUACAAGUGAUUCAGAGAGAACGACUCAAGGAGAUAAGUGGGACUUCCCCUCUUGCCUGUCUCAAUGCCAUGCUCCAUACAAACUCACGUGGAGAGGAAGGGAUCUUCUAUAAAGUCCCUGGUCGAAUGGGAGUCUAUACACUGAAGAAGGACAUUGCAGAUGUGGUGAAGGAGCUGUCAGAAGAGGCCUCAGAGGACAGCAGUGAUAACAUGUCUGAUACACGAUGCACAGAAAAUAACAGCACCACCACCAACAGCAAAGAUGGCCACAGAGGAAGGUGGAAGAGGAGAGUACCGACGAAACUACAGUCUCAGCCACCCUCACCACAGUCACGCUGCUCAUCUCCAUCAGUGUCCAGCAGCAAACUCAUCUCCCCAUCACAGAAACAUAGCAAGAAGGCCCUCAAACAGGCACUGAAACAGCAGCAGCAGAGGAGUCAGCGGAGACAGUGUGGAAUCCCCACAACCUCCAGCCCACGGCUGCUUCUCAAGACUGUCAAAGACAUGACUCGUGAUUCAUCCUCCUUCAAAUCAUCUUGGGAACUAAAACAGACAGAGCGUUGCCCUGCCAGUCCACAGAACUCUACCUCCAGCUCAUCCUCAUCUGUCAAAGCAGAUGUGUGCCACACGGCUGGAGCCCGGAAGGUGUCUCAGCGCUCCAGUCGGCUCAAUGCCAGACAACUGAGGCGUUCAAAGUGUGAGAUAGAUGUUGAGACACCAGACUCCAUCCUUGUCAACACCAACCUGCGAGCACUAAUCAACAAGCACACGUUCUCAAUGUUGCCUACAGAAUGCCAGCAGAAACUUCUGAAGAUGCUGCCAGAGGUUGACCAGCAGGCUAGUAUGGAUGGGGCAUUGAAGGUGACCAGUUCUGCCUUGAACAAUGAGUUCUUCACAUCUGCUGCACAAUCUUGGAAGGAGAGGCUGGCAGAGGGUGACUUCACCCCUGAGCUGAGACUGAGAAUGCGACAGGAAAUUGAUAAGGAAAAGAAGGUGGAGCAUUGGAAAGAGCAUUUCUUUGAGAGCUACUAUGGUGAACACUCUGGCCUAAGUACAGAGGAAUCCAGAGAAUUGACAGAUGCUGUUGACAAUCCUGAACCAGCUAAAAGCAAAGCGCAGCCAGACAAGCCAGAGAUCGUUAAAGAGUCACAGAAGGUACAUCAAGUGAUAGAGGUUAGCCACAUGGAGUUGAGAUCCAGAGAUGUAAAACCAGUAGUAACACAUCCUACCCCUGAAGAGCCAAUCAAACUUCCAGCUCCAGAACAGCCACAGUUGUCCUUAGAUACAAGGAAUGAAGCACCGGAAGAAUUGAUUGCAGAGUCGCCUGUUCAGAAAACAGUGGAGCCCAAACCAGACAAUGAAAGAGCACUGGAAAUUGAGAUCAAGUGUAAGAACCCAAUAGCACCUUCGGAAGCAAUGGUCACUUUUUUGAAAAUAAAGGAAACACAGCUGACUAAAAUUGAAAUCCCUGUGGCUGAGGUUGAACAGGCAUUAACAGAGAGGAAUCAAGCUGGGUCUCCAAUAUUUGCUGUCACAUCUGAGCACCUGAAGAGGAAGGUCUCCAGUGAACAGGAUACUGAGCUCAGAACAGAGAAGAAGCCCCGUGUCACUACACAAGAUGUGUCAUCCCCAGUGAAAGCUAAAGAAACAGUAGAACAGAGAGUACCUCCUCUCAAAAUCCCAGUGUCUCGAAUUCUCUCUGCCCCUGCCGGUAUUGAGCCGGUAUCCCCACGGACUCCUGUCCCCUUGACACCACCUAGCAUUCGUCCUGGUCGUACCGGUGCUCGCACUCUUGCUGACAUCAAGGCAAAAGCUCAGUUAGCGCGGGCACAGCGUGCCGCAGCGGCUGCUGCUGGUUUGUCUUCCUCAAGGGGAGCCAGCUCAGUUGGGGGAACCUCCACACCCUCCCCAGCUCGGUCUUUGUCUGAGGAGUUUUCAUCAGCAAGCAGCAGAAAUCAAUCUGUGUCACCCAUAAAGCAGAGCUCUGGGUCUCCUGAGGGCACAGUGGGUCUUUCACAAACUUCUUCCUCAGGUUUUACUGGACACACAGAUACUGGUUUUGCUCAAGGCUUCAGUGCAAGCCAAGUUCUUUUAAAAGACAAUCGCUCUUUGAUGGGGUCCCAAACCACUCAGUGUACAUUGAACCCAACGGUGAAGGAUGAACAUAGCCUUCUCAGUGGUGGAGGGGUGCUAACACCUAUUAGUCAGCCAGGAAACCUGACUGUCUCAAACGUAAUUGCACAAAACCAGAGACCACAACAGACACCUUUGCCAGGAGCAUCAGUGACCAAGCCUAGCUCUUUAAUCCCAGCGAAUAAUCCUCUGGUCACCCAGCUUCUUCAGGGCAAAGAUGUUCCCCUUGAAAAGAUCCUUCCAAAGCCACUAGCCAAGAUGGAGGUUCAAUCUGUGGCCAUUUCAGACCGAGAUGAUGGUAACCUUGGCACCACAACAGCUGGGUUAAAAAAAGAAAACCUUACAAACAAAGAACAUAUCAGCAGGUUUGGGCAUCAAGUUCUUGCUGGUCCAUCUACGAUGCAAUUCAGAUCUGUGAUAAGUGUAGACAAGCUGGUCAAAAGCACUCAGGACCCAAUCCUCCACCCACUAAGGCCGAAAUGUGAGCCGAAACAUUCAAGCUUAAGCCACCAAUCCUCCCAAUUUCAAUCCUGUCAAUUAGGGCAACUUGAGUACGGCCAGGACCAGGUGAGUCUCCAUCUAGGCAUCUUUGGGCGGAAGAGGAUGUCCAAGCCAGCUAUGACAGGACACUACCUCCUCAAUGUCUCCACAUAUGGUAGAGGAUCUGAGAGCAGCAAAUGGCCACAUCUAUCUAGUAAUACAAGCACAUCCUUUGCCAACGUAAAGGAAAUGAAGAAAGAGAAAAUGGAAGUUGUGGAGCAUGUGAAAGAAAGGGCAGAAUCAGUUGGAGGGUCUCAUACCUCCUCUCAAGGACACCUGAAUUCUUCAAGGGUCAAAAUGGAACAGAAGGGGCAUAGCAUCACAAAACCAGAUAAGGGUUUGGCAUCACAACCCUGUUCUGAAAUAAAGUCUGACUCUCCAUCAUUAAGCUGUUUAUCCAACAAAGAAAAAAUCAACACUAGAACCAAAGAAACAUGCACAAGAACUCAGGGUAACACAGACCCAAAUCAGUUAAGUGACUGUCACCAACGCAUGUACCUGUCUCAGAAAUCUCAUAAUGUACAAGAACUUAUAAUGGGCCCUCAGUACGGUGGCACCAUCAGCAUGUCUGUCCCUCAUGCACAAAACCACAGCAUGGCUGACACUCCAACCUCUCCUACAGUGUCCUGCAGUGGUGACAGUGAUGCUGCUGGUGGAGGUAUGAUGUCUUUUUCCGUCACUGUUACUGCUAUACCUGCCGGUCACCUACUGGAUCAGAGCAAUCAGGGCGAGACCUCACCCGAGCAAGCCUUCAUAGAAACAUCUGGAAUGGAGGAUGUCCAGUCAAAGUGCUACUGUCGACUAAAGGCCAUGAUUAUGUGCAAGGGAUGUGGCGCCUUUUGUCACGAUGAUUGCAUUGGUCCAUCCAAACUAUGUGUCUCCUGUUUGGUGGUACGAUAAUGGUCAUAUACACAGGGGAUAAACUGCAACAAUGAGAAUUAAAGGUGAGGUGUGUAAUUAUUUCCAUGUAAAAAAUGUCUUCUAUCCCAGCUUGAUAUGCAGAGACAACCAUAAGUAAGCCAUUCGUAGGUUAAUUCCACUGAGAUGUGUAAACACUGUGGAUCUGUGGCAAUUUUGAGCAUUCCGACCAACCUGACAUAGUUACUUUAGUUUAACCAAUGGCCGUUUGUCUGGGGCUUGACUUAUCCCUAACUCAAUUUAAUAAACCCCAUUUCGGCAUCUGACUCAUCCCAUCAUUGAAAACUGUUCCAUAGACUUAACUUUGAAAAGCGAACAGUGAUCAUAUCUCUGAAUCAGAAUGUCAUAGAGAUUUGGGGGUGGGCUUGUUUGACUCAGGCUAGCAAGCAGUCAUUCAGUAACACCCUAGCGACUGCCUAGCCAUGCCCUAGCAACCCUCCAGUGCAACCUAGCAACCGAAAAGCAACAUGACCCAGCCAUGUUUUGACACCAGGUCAUCGUUGACAUAUGGGGGUGGGCAUGUUUUACUCUGAGCAGUGUACUGAGGUUCUUUGUUGGCCCCCUAAGACCCUUGAAGGCCCAUGGGGGCUCUUUGGGGCCCCUCCCAUAUUUCGGCACCAGAAGAAACAUGGGAGUGGACUCGUUUGACUUGGGGAAGUGUACUGAGGCCUUUUGUAGAAUGAGGCCGAUUGAGGGCCCUUGGGAGCCCCAGCAAUAUCUUGCCACCAGAACAUUGUAGAGACAUGUUGAGUGAGCACUUUUUGUUUUUUUUUAAUUUUUUUUAUUUUAUCCCCUUUUUCUCCCAAUUUGGAAUGCCCAAUUUCCACUACUUAGUAGGUCCUCAUGGUGGCGCGGUUACUCACCUCAAUCCGGGUGGCAGAGGACAAGUCUCGGUUGCCUCCGCUUCUGAGACAGUCAAUCCACACAUCUUAUCAUGUGGCUCAUUGUGCAAGACACCACGGAGACUCCGCAUGUGGAGGCUGAUGCUGCUGUCCACGAUCCACGCACAACUUACCACGCGCCCCAUUGAGAAUGAGAACCACUAAUUGUGACCACGAGGAGGUUACCCCAUGUGACUCUACCCUCCCUAGCAACAGGGCCAAUUUGGUUGCUUAGGAGACCUGGCUGGAGUCACUCAGCACGCCUGGAUUUGAACUUGUGACUCUAGGGGUGGUAGUCAGCGUCAAUACUCGCUGAGCUUCCCAGGACCCGAGUGAGCACUUUUGACAGUGUACUGAUGCCCUUUGUGGGACACAUGAGGCCCUUGUCACUGGGCUUCCUGGGGGCCCCAGCAAUAUUUUGCCAACAGAACUUUGUAGAGACAUGUGGGUUCUUUUGACUUGGGGCAGUAUACUGAGGCACUAGGUGGAGGUCUUUGUGGUGACGAGUUUUCCACAACAAGCACCACUAAAUUUUUUCAUAAUAUGUAACAGUCUAGUUAUUUUUACAAUUCCGUUCGGUGACGCUAGUGGCACAGAAAUUACACACUUCACCUUUAUAUUAAAUCACUGCAUUUAGGGAUAACAGAUGUUUGUUGUCAGUAUAGCAGUGAUGAUCGUGCUCUGGUAACCUGUUGUUGUCAUUUGAGAGGCAGGCUAUUGUACUGUUACAGUUUUUCUUUACAGCACAUAGACAUUUAGCACGAUAAUAGAUGAGGAAUGUAUAUGUGCAAUGACGAGUAAUACUUCCUCUCAGUGCACACCUUGUUUUAGAAUCAAAACUCCUAUUCGAUAGUGGCAAUAUUUAAUGCUUGUUCUUUUUUGGUUAUAUUUUUGUAACAAUAUUAGAAAUUGAAAUCAAUGUACUACUGUUUUUGUAGAUGUAAAAAUCAUUAUUAUGCCCCUCAGAUUUUAAAGAAUAUCUUUUACACACAGUACACACUAUCUUGCUGGAUUAGUAACAUGUAACAUCAAAUAAUAUUUGCUUAUCCUGCAAAGCUGAUUGUUGGUUAGUUUUAAGCCUUUGUGACUUAAGCAAAGAACCACACAACUGAAAUACCAGUUACUUUGCAGAAUUACUGUGAAUAUGUAAACCUAAUAUAUUAACCUGCCUUGUUACUGGGCUUAUAUGGUACUGUUAAAAGUUUUAAUAGGAUAGAAGGAAGCUUUGUCCACUUUAACAGGCUAGCACUUCUCUUACAUUGGUGGGGUUUUUGUGAAGAGAGAAGAAUAUAAGAACAUGCUUAUAUUGAUGAUUGAUAAUGGCAAUAAUUUGUAUAUUUACAAUAUUUAUAAAAUUAACAGCAUUAAGGUCCCUAACAUCUCAUUUAAUUCAGAAACAAAUCUGACAUUAGAUUUAUUAGGGUUGCACUUUUAAUGUUGAAAAUACUGCAGAGGACUUGAAUAAACAUUGCAAAUGAUCUAUACAUACAGAAGGCCCUAAAAUGACUCUUAAGGUUGAGUGUUGAAGCACUUAAUCUAAUCAAUCUCUUGUACCCUCUCUGAAGCAAAACCAGGUCUUAAUAAUUUCAGUAGCCUAUGUCUAAUCAUUUGAGUUGUUGACGUCUCUCCAGUUGACAUUGCCUCAUAAUGGAAUAGUAUAUAUUCCCUAUAAUCUUAGUCUUUUGUGUUAAAUCAAAAUAAUAAAAUAAUGAUAAAAAACAGAAGACACAAAACAAACCUGUUUGUGCAAUGAAGUAAAACAUUCAGAAGGGAAAAUAUGAAGAUUUUUAUUUUGCUUUGUUUUGUUUUAUAUUGUAAAUAUUGGCUUUCUUUGAGUACUGAUAAAUCGAUUUCUGCAAAGCUUUCAUGUAUCUUGCCUAAACAUAUCCGAUUGCCUGAUUACAAGGGUUUUUAUUUGUGAAAAACUGUCAAACACCAAUCAUAAUUUUAAUCAUGUUUUCAACAUUAAAUGUUGUCGCUCAAAGUCCUAAAACAAUUCAGCUAAACAGGUCCAUUUUGAAACGAGUCAAUAUGCAUAAACAUAUUGUUUUCUUUGAAUCAGUCUUUUUUUUAUUAUUGUCUGCCUCCCAGGCAAAAACAAACAAAACAAGAGAAUUUUAGAUAAGAUUUGCUUGGUAAUAUACCAAAGUCAAUUUAUGGGGACUAGAUAAUCAGAUUUUGUUUUUAAUGUCUAGUUAAGCAAAGUAAUAUAUUUUAAGUAAUAUAUUUUAAUAUAAGAAAUCUAUUUACAAAUCAUUUUACAAACCAUUUAAGAAACAGGGUAUUUACUAUAUCUUUAUAUUGGCUGUCCCAUUUUGUUGUACCUUUGUCCAAGGUGUACCUUAACUUUUUACACUUUUUCAUACCAGGGCACUUGUAAUAGUCUGCUCCUUUGAGUAUGUUGAUCUUUUAUUUUAUAUUAUUUUUUUGUGGCUAGUCUUGCCUGCAAUGCAUUGACAUGCCCUCGCAGUGGAUUUUUAUUUGACUAAUAAUAUCUGUGUGACAUAUACCGUCCACUUUAUUGAUUAGUGAAAGACUAACUUCUUUCAGAAAAAAAAUAUACCAGGUUAUAGUGUUUGUAUGUGAAUCAACUUUAAACUAUAGCUCGGUAGUUGGGUUGUGCUGAAUGUCUUUGGGUGUGAGGGUGUGUUUUUUUUUCAGGUGGCUUUCAAUUACUUACGUGGGGAAAGGUCAGUGGGUUUCUCUAAACUGUCGCUUUCAUUUGCAUUAUAUAUACAUAUGCAGCAUUUAAA
Myxocyprinus asiaticus (Chinese sucker) is the source of this 7456-nucleotide messenger RNA. Its product is annotated as putative Polycomb group protein ASXL2. NCBI's taxonomy places the organism in Eukaryota, Metazoa, Chordata, Actinopteri, Cypriniformes, Catostomidae. Gene Ontology annotation, molecular function: peroxisome proliferator activated receptor binding; chromatin binding; DNA binding. Gene Ontology annotation, biological process: positive regulation of transcription by RNA polymerase II; animal organ morphogenesis. The record is from RefSeq and is a predicted model, not a curated record. Gene Ontology annotation, cellular component: PR-DUB complex. The transcript has 12 exons. Bases 130 to 3804 code for a protein of 1224 amino acids.